AUGGAUGCACAAAGUUUCCAAACGGACCAAAACAUCGAAUAUCAUUUAGUGACAAUGUUUGAAAAACUAGAAAAUCUUAGAAAUGAUACAGUUAAAACUUCGGAAAAAUCUAAAAUUCCUCUACAAGUGGAAAUCCGUACUCUGGAGUUUUGGCGGGCGGUUAUUUCGGAGUGUUUAUCUUCUUUUAUAUAUGUUUUUAUAGUGUGCGGGGCUGCUGCAGGAUCCGGUGUUGGAGCUCCUAUUUCUUCUGUAUUAUUAGCCACUGCACUCGCUGCAGGAUUUGCCAUGACUUCACUGACCCAGUGCUUUGGGCACAUUUCAGGUGCUCAUAUAAAUCCGGCAGUGUCCUUGGCGAUGGGUGUAAUAAAGAGAAUAUCAUUUCUAAGAACAUUACUCUUCAUUGUAGCGCAGUGUGGGGGAGGAAUUGCUGGAGCAGCUUUUUUGUAUGGGGUAACAAUUCCCGGCUAUCAGGGUAAUUUGUCAGCCGCAGUGGUUCACUCUGCAGGAAUUGCCCCGUGGGAACGAUUUGGUAUUGAGUUUAUGCUGACGUUUAUAGUGGUUUUCUCAUACUUCAUAUCAAUGGAUUCCUACCGAAAGUGGACAGGCACUAGUUCUCUUACCAUUGGAGCCACUUAUUCAGCUUGUUCCUUUGUUUCGAUGCCGUACUUGAAUCCAGCACGGUCUUUGGGGCCGUCCUUUGUAUUAAAUAAAUGGCACAACCAUUGGGUGUACUGGCUGGGUCCUAUGUGCGGUGGAGUAGCAGCAGGUUUAAUCUACGAAUAUAUUUUCAAUCCCCGACGCCAAAGAAAACCGAAAGAAGCCGCAGAUGAAGAAUCUUCAAGCAUAAGAUCAGAUGACAUAGAUACCUUUGAUGAUAUAGAAAAACCAACCCCUCCAAAAUUUCAUGGUUCUAAUUUUAAUAACUUUAGAGGUGGGGCUGCAUCGAGUUCUAAUUACUGCGGUAGUUUAUACUCAGCACCAGCUGCAAAACUAGAAAGGGGAGAAUCUAUUUAUGGAGGAACCAAAUCGUUAUACUGCAACUCACCUCCUCUUACAAGAGCCAACUUAAAUAGGUCACAAUCUGUUUAUGCUAAGUCAAAUACUGGAAUCCAUAAAGAUUUACUACCACGACCUGGACCUCUGGUGCCUACGCAAUCCAUGUAUCCAUUAAGAAUUAAUCAACAGAGCCAUGUUACUAACCAAAACGUACAGAACCAACUACAACAACGGACAGAGGGAAUAUACGGUGUUAGAGGGGUAACACCAGGUACUGCAAAUCGACCAGAAACACACGGAGCUACCGAACGCCAAAGAGAUAACUACUCCACAACAGAACGCCAACUAUGUGACAACUACUCAACAGCGGAAAGACCUAGAAGAGAAAACCACGCUGAGAAUUCUUACAGUACAAGACCUGCCCCAUCUAAUUCAGAAUUGACGGAAAACAAGCCAGUUAGAGGAAAUCGACCAGAGUCCAUGUAUGGUGUGUUGGGAUCCCAAACCCGCAGAAUACAAUCUUCUGUCCAGUCUGAUGACUCUUCGUAUAGCUCAUAUACUGCCACCAGUAGCACUAGAAACGCUUACAACGCCAAUAACGCUGGAAACUACCAUAAUAUUAUAAAACCUAACACUGCAGGGUAUACAGGAAGACCGUGUGGUAGUAACGAGAAUAGACAAAACCAACCUGGACAGCCCAUGGUUAACGGUACAAAUUCUAAUUCCUACCACCAUCAACAUUCCCCCAAUCCUCAGUAUUAG
Messenger RNA from Diabrotica balteata, 1758 nucleotides. The record is from the annotation of a GenBank genome assembly. NCBI's taxonomy places the organism in Eukaryota, Metazoa, Arthropoda, Insecta, Coleoptera, Chrysomelidae.